AUCUUCAUCGGAGAACUUCUUGCUUUAGAUAAGAGCAAGCCAACCCCAAAGCUCCCUUUUUUUCGUUUAUUUUUCAUUUUAAAUCCGAUAUAUAUUGAAGAUUCUCUGUUUUCAUGUGAAAGCUUAAGCCUCUUCUCGUUUUUAUCUUUUUGCCUAGUUUUGCUUGGACUGUAAGUUGCUUUUGCUUCAUCUUGUUUCUCCUUUCCCAGGGGUUCAUUAUCUUUUUUGGCUAUUAUCUUCAGAGGCAGUACCUUUGAGCUCAACCCAAAUUCCAGAAAUAAAAAAAAUACAAGAGAAAGAAGAUUAUAAAAAGGAGCUGAAUUUGGAUGGUUAGUUCGGGGAGAGAAAUAGGAAUCGGACGGAUUGUUACGAGGUUCGGUGGUUUGAACUUUGAAGCUGAUAUGGAAGGUUGAAAGAAAGAAUCUUUUAGCGGAAAAGGAACAUUUUUUUGGUUGAAAUGAGGAAAUCUGGAAUAAUUUAGAAACUAAAAGGAAACAAAAACUAUGAGUUGCAACGAAGAGGAAACAACAAACGUCGUCGUUUCGAACGGGUCGAUGACGGCUGCUCAAGAGUUGACCAUCGAUCAAAAUUUGCUCAUCGACCCGAAAUUGUUAUUUAUCGGCUCCAAAAUCGGAGAAGGAGCUCACGGCAAAGUUUACGAAGGAAGGUAUGGUGAUCGGAUUGUUGCCAUUAAAGUUCUUCACCGUGGGAGGACUGCGGAGGAAAGGGCUGCGCUCAAGAGUCGUUUUGUUCGCGAGGUUAACAUGAUGUCUCGAGUGAAACAUGAGAACCUUGUCAAGUUCUUUGGAGCUUGUAAGGACCCGCUGAUGGUUAUAGUAACUGAGCUGUUACCGGGAAUGUCCCUCCGGAAGUAUUUAGUUAGCAUCCAUCCGAAGGUUUUGGACCUCCAUGUGGCUUUGAAUUUUGCACUGGAUAUAGCUCGAGCCAUGGAUUGUCUGCAUGCCAAUGGGAUUAUACAUAGGGAUCUAAAGCCUGACAACUUGCUGCUUACAGCAAACCAGAGAUCCGUGAAACUUGCAGAUUUUGGUCUUGCGAGGGAAGAAACUGUGACAGAGAUGAUGACUGCAGAGACUGGAACUUAUCGUUGGAUGGCCCCUGAGCUGUAUAGCACGGUGACGUUGCGUCGGGGAGAGAAAAAGCAUUACAAUAACAAAGUUGACGUCUACAGCUUCGGAAUUGUGUUAUGGGAACUGUUGACCAAUCGAAUGCCAUUCGAGGGCAUGUCGAAUUUACAGGCAGCUUAUGCUGCUGCUUUUAAGCAAGAGCGACCUAGCCUUCCAGAGGAUAUAUCCCCCGAGCUGGCAUUUAUCAUACAAUCAUGUUGGGUCGAGGACCCUAACAUGAGGCCGAGCUUCAGCCAGAUAAUGCGUAUGAUGAAUGCAUUUCUCUUCACGCUCACACCUCCUUCACCUUCCAAACCCGAAUCCGACACCAGUGAGACUGCAGAAACAAGCAACGGAGCCAUGACCGAGUUAUCCUCUCGAACAAAGGGUAAGUUUGGUUUCCUUCGCCAAUUGUUUACUGCAAAGAAGACAAGGAACACUCAUUGAGGUUAAAGUUUUGAAGAGAAAAAAUCUUUUCUUUUUCGUGCCAACGCACGCUAUAUUUUAGAUACAUAUUUUAACUGAACCUCGUCUUAGUCAAUCCUUUUUUAUGAUGAUUAUCAUCAAAUGAAGGGAAUGUAGGAAGGAUGUUGGUGGGUUAACUACGUGGGCAAAAUAAAAGAAAGAAAGAGCACCAUUUACACCGUCUAAUUGACUUUGUUGUAAAGAAGAUACAAUUGUUUGACAUUGUCAUGUUGAUAUUAAAUGUUACAUUCAUCAUC
Molecule: messenger RNA, 1846 nt
Organism: Hibiscus syriacus
Lineage: Eukaryota; Viridiplantae; Streptophyta; Magnoliopsida; Malvales; Malvaceae
Product: serine/threonine-protein kinase STY13-like
Exons: 6
Coding region: 504-1571 (355 amino acids)
Biological process (GO): protein phosphorylation
Molecular function (GO): ATP binding; protein kinase activity
Source: RefSeq, a predicted model, not a curated record